CAAGUUUUCCUCUCCCCUUCACGCUUUCCUCCAUCCCUCCUUUUCUCCUCCCCUGGCCCGUGAAGCCUUGCGGGCCGGCCAGCCAUGGCUGCUCAACGCUCGUCAACCUAACAAAUCUUCAGGGCUGGCCUCUGCGUCUAGUCGCCGAAACCGUGUUUUAUCGCAGCCGACCGGUGGCAGCCCGACUACCCAAGAUGCAGCUGAGCAGUCGUGCCAAGCAUUUGCUGCACUGUUGCCUCUGCGUGGGGCUGAUACUGGCCUUCGAGGUGUUCACGGGAGGCAUCCACCUCUGGAAGUUCAGUUACGAUGAUCUGGACCCUGUGGAGCAGUAUGGCUGGCCCUUGACAAUCGUGCUGUACCUGAUGCGGCUACUGACGGUGUUAGCGCUGCCUCAGUGCAUUUGCAACUGCUUAGGCUUGCUGCUGUACAACGCCUUUCCGGAGAAAGUGCGUGUCAAAGGCUCGCCCCUGCUGGCGCCCUUCAUCUGCAUACGCGUUGUUACGCGUGGCGACUACCCAGAUCUUGUGCGGACCAACGUCGCGCGGAACAUUGAAACCUGUGCUGAAGUUGGUUUGGAGAACUUUAUCGUGGAAAUUGUCACAGACAAGCCCCUUGGACUGGCCAAACACCCCCGCGUUCGUGAAGUGGUAGUGCCGUCCUCCUACCGGCCCAAAAGCGGUGCCCUAUUCAAGGCGCGGGCUCUGCAGUACUGCCUUGAAGACGAUGUAAGCAUCCUGGGUGAUGACGACUGGAUUGUGCACUUAGACGAAGAGACCCUAAUGACAGAAGACUCUGUGCGAGGCAUCCUCAACUUUACCCUGGAUGGCAAACAUGCCUUUGGCCAAGGUCUCAUCACAUAUGCCAAUGAACGUGUGGUCAACUGGGUUACUACCCUUGCUGACAGCUUCCGUGUGGCUGACGACAUGGGUAAGCUGCGCUUCCAGUUCUGGGCCUUCCACAGGCCCCUGUUUAGCUGGAAAGGCUCGUACGUUGUGACCCGGGCUGGUGCCGAGCGCAAGGUGUCCUUUGACCAUGGUCCAGAUGGCUCCAUUGCUGAGGACUGCUUCUUCAGCAUGGUGGCAUACCGUGAAGGCUACACGUUUGACUUCAUUCCUGGCGAAAUGUGGGAAAAGAGCCCUUUUUCCUUCUGGGACUUCCUGCAGCAGCGCAAGCGCUGGCUCCAAGGCAUCUUCCUUGUGGUGCACAGCAGCGCCAUCCCUCUGCGCCACAAGUUGUUCCUGGCUCUCGCUCUCUACUCAUGGGCAACGAUUCCACUGAGCACGUCCAACCUUAUCCUCGCAGCCUUUUGUCCCAUCCCCUGCCCCGCGGUGCUCAACUUCCUGUGUGCCUUCGUGGGGGCCAUGAAUCUGUACAUGUACAUCUUUGGUGUUAUCAAGUCCUUCAGCUUGUACCGCAUGGGACCUGUGCGCUUCUUCCUCUGUCUGCUGGGAGCCCUAUCCACCAUACCAUUCAAUGUGGCCAUUGAGAAUGUGGCCGUUCUCUGGGGCUGCUUUGGCAAGAAGCACCGCUUCUAUGUAGUCUCUAAGCAGCUCGAACGCCCCAUCAAUGUAUGAGCUUUCCAGAUGACCUGGUCUAUCGUGCUUGUUCACAUGUUGUGAGCCUCCAUGUCGCUUUUAAUUUUUUUUUGCUAAUCUAAGAAUGAUUGUUUUUGUGCACUAAGUUAUUUGUUAUAUGCUGCUUUUAGUGUUGUCUUAACUAGGAUUGCAUGUAAAUGCAUCACGCCAUUCUACACUGGCAUCCACAGCACUAUAAGUAGGCGCCAAAGAUGCUGGGCUGGCUGGCCAGCCCAUGCACGGCUUGACUUUAAAAUAAGCGAGAGAGGAAAAAAAAUAGGGAUGACUGUGUCCUGUCCAAAGAAGCAUGCCUUAUAGGAACAAAGCACAACCAGCCAACUUAUUGCAUGCAUGCGAUCUUGCACUCCAGGAAUGGCACAAGAAUGUUUACCUGUUCAGGAUGAAUUGAUCUGAGCACCAUGAUGCAGCAAGGUUUUAUAGAGAGAAGAGUAGUCUGCACUGAGACCUAUAUAGAGAGAUUUCUACCUGUGGCCAAUUUCUGGGCAUUCAAGUUCACGGUAGUUGUUGCACCAUAGUCGGAAUGCAUCGCACAGCUGGCCGGCCCGUUUGCGUGCAAGCUGAGAGUUUUGUUUUGCUCAAGUACUCAAGACACAUUGCUGGAGCAGAGUUUUGUUUUCUUUAGUCAUUGUGUGGCUGCUAACCUGGUUGCUACAUUAGAUGACUGGGUGUUCUAUGUAUGUCAAGGCUUCUCUGAAGUUUUGCAAAUAAAUGCCUGGAGCGUA
Dermacentor albipictus is the source of this 2317-nucleotide messenger RNA. RefSeq names its product beta-1,4-mannosyltransferase egh (gene egh). The record is from RefSeq and is a predicted model, not a curated record. Lineage: Eukaryota; Metazoa; Arthropoda; Arachnida; Ixodida; Ixodidae. Gene Ontology annotation, molecular function: beta-1,4-mannosyltransferase activity. Gene Ontology annotation, cellular component: cytoplasm.